Trematosphaeria pertusa is the source of this 1338-nucleotide messenger RNA. RefSeq lists its product as uncharacterized. Lineage: Eukaryota; Fungi; Ascomycota; Dothideomycetes; Pleosporales; Trematosphaeriaceae. Bases 1 to 1338 code for a protein of 445 amino acids. The transcript is spliced from 5 exons. The record is from RefSeq and is a predicted model, not a curated record.
AUGCCGCCCCGAGCCUCGCUCACAGGAUCCUUCUCGGUUUCAGACGAGAACAACGUCGUCGUCUGCCCGCUGCGCAACCAUGACGGCUCUGCCUGUCGCAAGCGCUGCACCGGCGAAAAGCGAUAUCGCUCCAUGCAGGAGCACAUCCGCCGCGCCCAUCCCGAGCACUACAUCUCGAAGCUCCCCGCCACCGAGGAGAGCUUCACGUUGAUGGUCAACGCUACACCGCGCGAGCUGCCUCCCCCGCCUCCACCUCCCACCUCCACAACAGGCCCACCAGCUCAGCGGGGACUGACACAGUGGCAAGGCUAUGGAGGCGAGCUCAAUGCCUUCUACAACGACGACUACGCCCUGGGCACGCCCAGGUCAUCCGAUGAGAUGCGCCGAGGCUCGCUGCUCCCCGCUGCCAGUGCGGCUGCCGCUCUUGCUUCGCUGCACAACCACCGCCCAGACUACGACUGGGAGUCUGACCCGGAGCCGACAUCAGAGCCCGAGAAGAGCUACCGACCCCGCGCCCGCUUCGCUCCCACGACCAUGGAACAUCACAUUACCACUACCGAGGAACCCUACUAUACUUCUACCUCGCUGCAGCGUGAGCUGCUUCCCUCGUCGCUCGCUCGCUCGCCGCCGGGCCGCUCCUCCACGCUCCCACCAGCUCCCCGAUCCAUAAAGCCCAACAGACCUCGCAAGUCGUCCGUAGGGCAGAACGCGCGCAAGCCGAAACACGAGCGCCAGAAAUCCAAAGAGAAUGCCCGAAGAAUGAGCUACGACCGGAAGGCAUAUUCUGCAGAGCCACAGGCGGCUGCUGCCAUGUUCGGCAAGCGAUGGGAGGAUCUCAUCGAUGCUGCGGCAUCGGCAACAGAGGAAGACAGCCGGGACCUCACACCGGUCCCUGCCUCUCCUCCCCAUCACUCACCUCACAUGUUGAACCGGACCUCGCUGCCACCAUUUGUUGCUACUCAAUUUCAGUCAUACACAGCAUCGCCGCUACAGAACACACUGACGCCGCCUCCGCCGGAUAUGUCAGAUCUGCAGCCAUUUCCUUCCGUCGAAAGUUCGAUCGAAUCAGCAGUUUCCGGAGCAAAUUUCCACAUACCAUCCCAGGGUCUUUCGGAUUCUUCACCCACAUAUACCCACCCUGUACAGAUUUACUGCGCUGCAUGCCGAAAACUGUCCGUAUUAAAAGAGAGCUAUGCCUGCUCCGAGUGUAUAUGCGGCCUAUGUCAGGAUUGCGUAGACGUUCUCGUCAGCGAGCAUUCCCGAGGCAGAACAGCACGGUGUCCGCGGUGCGGCGCCGUCGGCGGCAAGUUCAAACCUUUCCAAUUGGACAUCAGAUGA